Pseudophryne corroboree (corroboree frog) is the source of this 2548-nucleotide messenger RNA. It is a transcript of the gene RAD1, whose product is annotated as RAD1 checkpoint DNA exonuclease. The transcript is spliced from 7 exons. Gene Ontology annotation, biological process: DNA repair; DNA damage checkpoint signaling. The record is from RefSeq and is a predicted model, not a curated record. Gene Ontology annotation, molecular function: 3'-5' exonuclease activity. The coding region runs from base 321 to 1166 and encodes 281 amino acids. NCBI's taxonomy places the organism in Eukaryota, Metazoa, Chordata, Amphibia, Anura, Myobatrachidae. Gene Ontology annotation, cellular component: nucleus; checkpoint clamp complex.
GCUGCUGCUGCUGCUUCCGCCGCUCACAGCACACCGGCCGGCAGAACCGCCCCCUACCGGCACACGUGCGCCUCCAACCCGGAACUGGACCCAGGCAGACCCCGCCCCUCAAUCUGACUCACUGCUACCAAGAACAUGGCUGCCGCUGCAGAAAACUGAGGGGGAACCAGAGACAUAUAUAUCAAUGUGUGUGGAACACAUUGCUGGCUGCUGAGGAAGAAGAGGUGUAAGAGGACCACAAGAAUUGUGUUAUACAGCAUAACCGCUCCUUACAGCUGUAUGCUGCCUUAUGUCCCUAUGUAACAUCUCGGGUUCUCGGCAUGUCCUUCCUGUCCCAGCCUGACGUGGACCAUGACCAGUAUGUCUUCACCUGCAGCCUGGACAACGUCCGCAACCUCUCCAACAUCCUGAAGGCCAUCCACUUUAAAGACCAUGCGUCCUGCUUUGCCACCAGUAAUGGACUCAAAGUCACUGUAGAAAAUGCUAAAUGCCUACAAGCCAAUGCCUUCAUUCAGGCUGGGAUAUUUCAGGAGUUCAAUGUCAAGGAGGAGUCUGUGGUGUUUCGUGUAAAUCUCACCGUCCUUCUCGACUGUUUGACUAUUUUUGGCACAAGUGCCGGACCAGUUACGGCCACCGCUCUGAAGAUGUGCUAUCAGGGUUACGGGAACCCCCUCACGUUGUUCCUAGAGGAAGGAGGGGUGGUGACGGUGUGUAAAAUUAACACGCAGGAACCGGAGGAGACGCUGGACUUUGAUUUCUGUAGCACCAAUGUCCUCAAUAAAAUCAUAUUGCAGUCAGAGGGACUAAAAGAAGCUUUCUCGGAGCUGGACAUGAGCAGUGACUUUCUGCAGAUCACCAUGUCUCCGGAGAAACCAUACUUCAGGUUGUCCACAUUCGGUAAUGCCGGAAGCGCCCACUUGGACUAUCCAAAGGAUUCUGAUCUCAUUGAAGCAUUUCACUGCACUCAGAGUCAGACCAACAGAUAUAAAAUCUCUUUGCUGAAGCCGUCUACUAAAGCACUGGCCCUGUCCUGCAAGGUGUCUAUCCGGACUGACAACAGAGGCUUCCUCUCGCUGCAGUACAUGGUCAGAAAUGAGGAUGGACAGAUCAACUUUGUGGAAUAUUACUGCUGCCCGGAUGAGGAUGUGGAAGCAGCAGAUUCAUAGAUUUGUCUCCUCCUCCUUCCCCUCAUACGGCUUCCAGGCUCCUCCUUCCUCAUAUACGGCUCCUUCUUCCUCUCAUACGGCUCUCCGGCUCCUCCUUCCUCUCAUACGGCUCUCCGACUGCUCCUUCCCCUCAUACGGCUCCCAGGCUCCUCCUUCCUCAUAUACAGCUCCCAGGCUCCUUCUUCCUUUCAUAUGGCUCCCAGGCUCCUUCUUCCUCUCAUACGGCUCUCCGGCUCCUCCUUCCUCUCAUACGGCUCUCCGGCUCCUCCUUCCUCUCAUACGGCUCUCUGGCUCCUCCUUCCUCUCAUACAGCUCUCCGGCUCCUCCUUCCUGUCAUGCGGCUCCCAGGCUCCUCCUUCCUCUCAUACGGCUCUCCGUCAACUCCUGUCUUGCAUCUUAUACACUCUCUACUGUGUCUAGUCUGAGGCCUCUUUAGAGUCUUCAUCUCUAGAUGGACAGAUCUACACAGACAUCAGCAUAUCAUGGGCACAAUCGCUGCAUCAUCUGUCCGAUAUCAGCCAAUUGGACUCCCUAGCAGGAAACACUGCUUAGGAUAGCAUAUACCCAGCCCAUUAAAGACUGUAUGUAGAAAUGUAUCAGUCAGAUACAGUCUGUUAGAGAGUGUAUCUUACCAAAUUAUAUAUAGGAUAGGGGGUUAUACUUACAAAUAUAAUACCUCUGGGUAACAAAAAUGAAAUAAAAAAAACCCACAUGUGUGACCCUAUGACCAACACACACAUUUGUGGGCUGAAUAAACAUUUACGUUACAAGUAUUACAUAUUGAUGUAACAUGGGAUCAUUUCAAUUUAUUGGGUGUAAUUUAUAAAGAUGCAAUCCUUAGGUAUAACAGUAUGUUAAUUGCCAUAAUGAGCUCUGAGGUAUAUAUAACUUCCAGUAAGUGACACCUCAGGAUUAUAGUGAGGUCCAGUGCACUUACAUAGUGUCUGAUUCCCAAACUCCUGGGACCUGAUCAUGACUACGGAAAUACGAUGUGCCCGAGCUUACAGGGAUCAGACUCUGUAAUAUAUUAGUGGGGGGGCUUUGUACAGGGACAUAGGGGUCUAUUUACUAAGCCUUGGAUAAAGUGGAUGGAGAUAAAGUACCAGCCAAUCAGCUCCUAACUGCCAUGUUACAGGCUGGGUUUGAAAAAUGACAGGAGCUGGUUGGUUGGGACUUUAUUUCCGUCCUCUUUAUCUCCAUUCAAGGCUUAGUAAAUAGACCCCAAAGUUUUGUCCCCCUGAUACCCCAAUAUGUGUUUCUCCUUUUCUAUUUUGCCUCUGAAUAUAUUUUGCAGUAUGUUUUGCGUACACUUCAGAAUAUAAAAGUGGAUAUUUUUUGUAUAAGAUUAUAUUUUUGUUCCAAUAAAGAUUUCAUAAAACUUU